This is a messenger RNA of Ixodes scapularis (black-legged tick), 1572 nucleotides long. RefSeq names its product monocarboxylate transporter 2. The coding region runs from base 1 to 1539 and encodes 512 amino acids. Gene Ontology annotation, biological process: transmembrane transport. NCBI's taxonomy places the organism in Eukaryota, Metazoa, Arthropoda, Arachnida, Ixodida, Ixodidae. The record is from RefSeq and is a predicted model, not a curated record. Gene Ontology annotation, molecular function: transmembrane transporter activity. The transcript is spliced from 4 exons.
AUGCGCAGCGUGGAGUCCCUGAAGGCCGACCCGCUGCACGGGUUGGACUCCCGCUGGAGCUGGAUCACGGCCGUGUCGUGCAGCUGCAUGCUCUUCGUGGCCACGUGCAGCGUGCGCGUGGCCGGGGUGCUCUUCUACGGCAUCGUGGACACCUUCGGCGUCACCAGGGAAGAGGCCUCCUGGCCGGUCACGCUCAACGGUUGCAUGCUCAACUUGGCAGGGCCGUUAAUGGGAUACCUGUGCAGGCGCUUUUCUUGCAGGAACGUCCUGCUCAUCUGCUCGCUCCUAUGCGGAUUGGGAAUCAGCCUAUGCUACUUCGCCCAGGGAGUUCUCUUCAUCAAUCUGAGUUAUGGCUUAUUGCAUGGUAUCACUCUUUCUGGCAUAUUCGUCGGUGGCAACGUGCUCGUUUCACAACACUUUGAGAAGCGUCGGAAUACGGCCCAUAGCCUGCUUUUCACGGUCACCGGACUGAACACCUUCGCUAUCACGACAAUCGUCGAGUAUUUUCGUUCCACCUACGGCACCCGAGGAGCUUUCCUAUUGUUGGGCGCCCUUGUUUUUAACACGUUUCCAGCAAGCAUUUUGCUGCGAAGCCCGAUAUGGAUAUUGCCCAUCAAAACAUCAUCGAAGGGUGCUUCUCAGCGAAUGACAACGGUGGUAAAGCAAAAGAUGUUAAGCUCUUUACACGCGGACGAUCUAAAACCAGGAGACAACAUCGUCAAAAUCCGUCCUAAUGCGGCAGCUAUUCGCCAAGCGAACUCGGCUAAGCUCGCCAGGUCAUCGGUAGUAGAUGACUGGACCGGUAGCGUACAAUCGUUUCUUGAGUUGAAUGUCGAGAAGCCUUCUGUGGGACCCCACGCCCGGGCUGCUACGCUGAGAGAAACGUCAAAGCUAUUCCUUACGCCUUCUUUCGUUGUAAUUGCCCUUUCUUUCUCGGUAGUAGUCUUCGGCAUGGCCACGUUCAUCCUCCUCUCAGUCGAUCUGGCUAAGGAUAAGGGUAUUGUUCCUUCGGAGGCCAUCUAUCUGUUGCACGCCUUCACGGCUGGUGACAUCGCAUUCAGGGCCCUCACGGGCUUUGUUCUAGACUCCGGCUUCUUGUCUCUAGAAGCUGUCAUGCUGCUAGGAUACUUGGUGCAGGGCUUUGCGUAUGAAUUGCUCGUCUGGUCGGAAACUUUGCCCAUGAUGCUGCUAUGCUCCGUUCUUGUGGGAGUGAGCAAUGGCUCGAGAAUUUCUCUGCAAGCUCCCAGCCUCAUCAAGAGCUUCGGUGUGGACACUCUUCCUAUUAUGAUGGGCGGCAUGGUCUUCUGUAUUGGUGCCUUCACCUUGGGUCGUCCAGCGCUUGUCGGUUACUUCAGAGAUCAGCUAGGGGACUACAGGGGACUUCUGCACAUUAUUGCCAUCGUCAACGCUGUAUUCUUUGUUGUGUGGACGUUGAGGCUCCUGCUGCAAAGACGAAAGCAGUCGAGAGUCGAAGACCCCGAGAAUGAAGAUAAAGGGUGUGACAAAAAGGAAAACCUACUGGAAGCAGACAACUCUUGAAAGUUAGGGUAAUAGUUGCUGUUAUAGAGCUAA